UUGUGUGUGUGUGUGUCUCAUCCCUGCGACUAAUGUAAAACAGUGAUCAUGUCUAAUUCAUAAACUGAGUGAGCGACAUCAGGUGUCCCAGCUAUGAAGUCAAGCGGAAACAACUUCCUGGUUGUGAAACAUGGCGGGUAUGUGUAUACUGACUGUCACCGUGGUCACAUCGGCUUGCUGGAUACAGGUUGUCAUUGGUUCCUGUUCCUGGGGAACAUUCGGAGAUUCGUGUAGCUACACCUGUCACUGUGGGCAGUCUUGUCACCAGACAACUGGUGUUUGUGGAGGUGCCUGUGAUAGAGGCUGGGUGGGAGGAGAGGGGAAAACCUGUCAAAAAGAAAACGUUGCCUUAGGAAAAGACGCCUCAUCCCCUACUCGACUGUGGUCAUCUGCCUGGUCUGCAGACAAAGCUGUAGAUGGGAACUCUAACCAGGAUGUGCACCAAGGCUCCUGUUUCAACUCUGCUGACGACGUUAGGAGUUUGUGGACAGUGGAUCUGAGACACGACUACAGGAUACAUGAUGUCAGGAUAUAUCAUCAGAAACUUCAUCUUGGUCGAAUUCGCACGGCUGCACUCUACCUGAGCAACACCAGCACCACACCCAGUGCCCCAUGCUACUCCUUCCCGUCCAACACUUCAGACACUGGCAACGGUAUCUACAACGUGGUCUGUGAUGGAAUAGGGAGAUACUUCACCAUCACUGAUCCCGCACACUUGAAUCUGUGUGAGGUAGUGAUUUAUGUUUGCAGUCCAGGAGUCUUCGGCGAUAGCUGCAAUCAGUUCUGCCAAUGCUUACGAGCAACAUGUGACCCAGUCAGUGGUGUGUGUCCUGGAGACUGUAGAUCAGGGUGGCAGGGAGACAGGUGUGACACAGAAUGUGACGCUGAUUACUAUGGAGUCAACUGUGUGAACAUAUGUACUAACAGGAAAUGUUCUGAUGUCAAUUCAUCGUGUGAUCGCUACAAUGGAUCAUGUGACACGGGAUGUCUCCCUGGAUGGAGAGGUGUGGACUGUACACAAGAAUGUUACAAUGGAACCUAUGGAGCUGACUGCAACAUGGCUUGUUCAGAAAGAAAAUGUGCAGGAGACUCGUCUUGCGAUCAUGUGAGAGGAACAUGCACAUCUGGAUGCGUAUCUGGAUGGAAGGGUGGAGCCUGUACCACGGCCUGUGACAGCCAACAUUACGGAGCUAACUGUGACAAGACAUGCGCCUCCAGACAAUGUGUGGGAAACUCUUCCUGUAACUCAACAGGGGACUGUGACAGGGGAUGUGAGACAGGGUGGACACUGUACGACUGCACAGCGUGCAUUCGAGGCCAUUUUGGGGGCGAAUGUAAAGAGGAAUGUGGACUGUGCGCUGGUAAUAACACAUGUGACCCUAAUUCAGGCAAGUGUCCCUCUGGCUGUGCUGAAGGAUACAUGGGACCCCAGUGUAAAGAUCAGUCAGAACCUGCCCAGGCAGAACCUGCCCAGACCGUCCCUGUCGCAGCUCUAGCAGGAACUGCAGUGGGUGUUGUGCUUGUGGCCCUUGUGGUCAUCCUCGUUGUGCUUCUCACAAGAAGGAGACGGCAGAAAGGAAAGGGAUCUUCUUCCAAUGAAUCAGUCCUAAAAGAGACUUCACAUGUCCCUUCCAAGACGAAAAACAUUCAAGAUGCAGAAAAUACAUACAUAAAUGUUGGAUUUGAUGAGGAAGCGAAGCCAGUCGUGUCAUCCAAGAAGACUCGGACAACUACUGCACACGUGGCUGUAGGUUCUCCAGCCCCAGAUGGUCGCAAUGUUAACCUGCGUGAAAACCAAAGUGGGGACAAACGUGACAACGUACUUGUUAAUGAUCCAGUCGACAGUCAAGGUCAAGGUCUGCCCGUCCUGGAGGAUGAAGAAGAUUAUGAUACCCAUGCUCAGGUAACACCACAGGAAGCACCCGAUCUUGCUGACAGAAGUUACUACAAUCUGGAUGAUGUUGAAGCAUGCCAUGCUAUCCCCGUGUCCUCACUUGCGACACGAGUGCAGGCGAUGGAAGACCAGCCUGAAAGGGCUGAAGAGGAGUUUAAGCGUCUACCUGAUGGUUUCAUGCAUUCCUAUGAGGAAUCACAAAAGACGAAGAACAAAGGGAAGAACAGGUUCAAAGGAUAUUACCCAUAUGACUUCAAUCGGGUGAUCUUGCAUGACGCUAGUGAUGACAGUAGAGGUGACUACAUCAACGCAAGCUACCUGGAUGGUUACAAGUCAGAGAAGCGUUAUAUAGCAGCACAAGGUCCCUACAAAUCGGACAUAAUAACGGACUUCUGGAAGAUGAUCUGGCAGGAGGGGUGCAGCACUAUUGUCAUGGUAACAGGUCUGGUGGAAGCAUGCAAGAUGAAGUGUCUACAAUAUUGGCCAGAGAAGGGUACCAAGACGUUUGGAGACAUAACAGUUACUCUGGCAGCACAAACACAACUAGCAAACUAUACUAUCACCAAGUUGGCUGUUCAGAAAGAGAAGGAAAGCAAGAGGGGGAUUGUCCACCACCUUCACUUCACCAGCUGGCCAGAUCAUGGUGUGCCGGACACCGCUGCCCUGCUGGACUUCAUGUGGAGGGUCAAGGUCAUAUCUGGACAACAAACACAGCCGAUCAUAGUUCACUGCAGUGCUGGUAUAGGUCGAACAGGGACGUACAUCACUAUCGAAAGUCUUGUGGAGCAGGCAAAGACAGAGGGUGUUGUGGACGUCGUUAGCUUCGUCUCCAACAUGAGAGGGCAGAGGAAGAACAUGAUUCAAACAAAGGAGCAGUACUGGUUCAUCUAUCAGGCGUUGGCAAGGGCCGUGACAGAGGGGGACACAACACUUGACUCCACCUCCAUCGAACACCUUGACCUCGGUCAGGUGUUAGAUGUUACCGUGGGCAAUAGGACGGUACUACAACACCUCGAGGCUUUACAACGCGGAGGUGGGGGGCAUGCCGAGGGAGCAAUUGUCACAAGCGUUCCUUCACAUGCAUCUCUGAAUGGGUUCUUUAUUAUGUCGUCACAUCCGGAAAAAGAGGCCGUGUGGAAUCAAGUUUACAACAGUGACUCGCACAUUUUAAUAACAUAUGCUGGAGGUGCUCAGGAUUACCUCCCAUCAGUAGACUGUCCUGUUACCACCACCAGAUUUGAAGUGAGCAUGUCCAGGUCUACAGCUCUGUCUGAUGACACCCUUCUGAACACAGUGGAGCUGAAACUAAAGGAUAUCGAUGACACUACUGUUGUUCAACAUUACAACAUCAUGGGGAGUGUGAGGGAUCCCAGUUUCCACUUGCUGAUUGACAACUUUCUCACGUGGACAAGUGAUCCCAAACGAGGCUUAAGCACAGUGGUAGCAGAAUCUGUGGAGGAGUUUCGUCUCUUGGUGCUUCUGCUUAACAUCGCCAGCAGGCUGGAGGACGACGGUAGGGUGGACGUCAUCAACAACAUGCGACAGCUUUACACUCGUCUUGGAGGUCCGCCAUUCACAGAGACUGACGUGAGAUUCUGUCUUGAUUUCACUCAGCGGAGGAUGAAGAAACUUGGAGUUUACGCCAAUUUCUGACACCAUAUCCAGACGAAAGCACGACUGGCUAUAUACAGAGGGGCUACGCUUAUCUCAAUUUGUGCUAGGCCCAAGUUCUACAAUACGCUGAAAAGUCACACUGACUUUUGUUUCCAAUAACAUUCUCAAAGCAAGAUUUAAAAUACAAAAAAAAUGCGAAUUUCACACCACACAUGCAAUGUGUCAGAUACACAUUGACGAGAUCAGAGUACAGAUAAUUACACCAGUCGACAAAGGUCAGUAUUAAAAACAUAUCACAUACUGAAGUAGAAAUGACACUAGUUCAACUACUAAACCGUUCCACAAUCUCAUAUAUCAAAAUUAUACUUAAUGCAUUUUACAUUCUAAGAGUAAGAUAUCCUUCCCGGGGAUAAUCAGGUAUUUCAGUAUAUCUGCGCCAAGUGUGAUGCCCCAGCAGGAUGCUAUGUAGUUACUGUACUUUGGGAAUAAUCCCAUGAUUGUAAAUUACGCGUUUGGUCCUAUCACCGUCAAUAAUCAGAAGUAUAGUAUCUUGUUCUUCUUUAUGGUUGUGAAACCAAAAGGCAUGAUGGUUUUUGUAGUUAUUUAUAGGUUUAAUAAUCCAAAUCAAACAGGAGAACUUCGGAUCAUCAUGCUCAUCAUGGAUUUUAUACAUUGUACAGGCUAGCCUUGAUCAGAUGAAGGUUCAUACUCUGAGGAAUUCAGUCACUGACACAUUGUUCGAUAUGCUUAUGCACAUGCCUACCCCCAAAAAACACUUAGGGGACUCAGAGUCUCAGAGACAUAGUUUGCUGUGUAGAGCUGUGUCAACAAAGUGGAGACAUCUUGGGCUGCUUUCCCAAACAUUAAUCUUACUCACUUCCUCUGACAACUCUUUGCGUGUACAUUUUUAAAUCAAAAGGGAUAAUAUAAUAUGAUACAGCAAAGCAUAGCAUAGCAUAGCAUAGCAUAGCAUAGCAUAGCAUAGCAUAGCAUAGCAUAGCAUAGCAUAGCAUAGCAUAAUAUAUUAUCAGUUAUAUUAAUUUGUGAUUUCAAUAAAUGUCAAUGUAAAUGGCAAUAAACAGUGUAAAAAAUGUCAGUAAACUUCACAGUUAUUGAAGCUUAUGACAGCAUUAAGAAAUCCUUUAAGAGUAAAACAAAAUCAUGAUGCAUCUUUCGAGUGAAACCUGUUUUUGGAAGCACAGACACAGAAAGCCUUUCCGUCUUUGAAUGUAAUAAUCCUGUUAUUAAUUAUAAUAUCCCCACAAGGAUAUGAGGAUGUAAGAAUUAAGAAAAGCAUGUGAAACAAUAGAUACAUAUACAUUGAUAUAAACUAUUUCAUUUCCGGAUAGAAUCAAAUGACUCUUUUUGUAACAUUCUUGUGAUAGUUAAUAAACUCAUUAUUCACAUUCAAGAUAUAUCUGUUACAUUUUAUGCACAAAUAAAUUAGAUUAUGUUGCC
Haliotis rufescens (red abalone) is the source of this 4966-nucleotide messenger RNA. RefSeq lists its product as uncharacterized. Gene Ontology annotation, biological process: protein dephosphorylation. Gene Ontology annotation, molecular function: protein tyrosine phosphatase activity. The transcript has 28 exons. The record is from RefSeq and is a predicted model, not a curated record. The coding region runs from base 131 to 3547 and encodes 1138 amino acids. Lineage: Eukaryota; Metazoa; Mollusca; Gastropoda; Lepetellida; Haliotidae.